AUCUCUAAGGUAGACGAUGCCGGGUUACCGAGGAUAUUGCAUUUUGUCAUCCUGGCUAUAUAACCUGUAAAAAGCUGUCGGUUUAUAUUAUACCUGCGUAUUUUCUUAAUAUAAUAAAAAGAUGUACAAACGCGUAGCGGCCGGUAGCGCCAUGAUAUUAACGAGAAACUUAGGAUUUGUUAAGGAUCGCGCGUUUGUGAGUGUAGGAUACCAAAAUAAAAAUUUUAGUUUGACGACUCAGAAUUCACGAUACAAAUCGCUAAAUCCAGUGAACACUAUCAUAAUGUUUGUUCCUCAACAACAGGCGUGGAUUGUAGAACGAAUGGGAAAAUUUCACAAAAUUUUAGAUCCAGGCCUAAACAUUUUACUUCCCAUCAUUGAUAAAGUCAAAUAUGUACAAGUUUUGAAGGAAUUAGCAAUAGAUGUGCCACAACAAAGUGCAGUAACAUCAGAUAAUGUGACCCUAAGUAUUGAUGCUGUGUUAUAUUUAAGAGUAACUGAUCCUUAUUUAGCAUCAUAUGGUGUUGAAGAUGCUGAGUUUGCUGUAAUUCAGGUAGCCCAAACCACAAUGAGAUCUGAAUUAGGAAAAAUAUCUUUAGAUAAAGUAUUCAGAGAAAGGGAAGAAUUAAAUGUCUCCAUUGUUGAAAGUAUCAAUAAAGCCAGUAGUGCUUGGGGAAUAAAAUGCUUACGAUACGAGAUACGGGAUGUAAAAUUACCAUCAAGAGUACAGGAAGCAAUGCAGAUGCAGGUAGAAGCCGAACGAAAAAAACGUGCUGCUAUAUUAGAAUCCGAAGGUGUUAGGGAAGCUGAGAUAAACGUGGCUGAAGGCAAACGACUCGCACGAAUUUUAGCUUCUGAAGCAGCAAGGCAAGAGCAAAUAAACAAGGCUAGUGGAGAAGCUGCAGCAGUAGUGGCAGUGGCAGAGGCACGAGCAAAGGGAUUACAAGUAGUUGCAAAUGCUCUUGGCACGGAAGAUGCAAAAAAUGCAGCAGCACUCAGUGUAGCAGAACAAUAUGUCAACGCGUUUAAUAAGUUAGCGAAAAUUAAUAAUACAUUAAUAUUGCCAAGUAAUGUAGGAGAUGUUUCAACGUUCGUAGCACAGGCGAUGGCAAUUUAUAAACAAGUAAUACCACAACACAGCAGUAAUGAACAAACAAAGCAAGUAAUGAGUAAUCAAUCAGAGGUUGAAAUGGAAAAUACCGAUGAAGCAUACGAAUAUUUUAGCGACAAGGAAGAAGCUGAAAAGCACAGAAAGAUGGAAAAACAAAAACCUUGAAGAUUAUAAAUGUUUAUAUCUGUAAUAAAAAAGAUAUUUUCAUAUUU
Messenger RNA from Pogonomyrmex barbatus (red harvester ant), 1323 nucleotides. It is a transcript of the gene Stoml2, whose product is annotated as stomatin like 2. Gene Ontology annotation, biological process: mitochondrion organization. The record is from RefSeq and is a predicted model, not a curated record. Lineage: Eukaryota; Metazoa; Arthropoda; Insecta; Hymenoptera; Formicidae. Gene Ontology annotation, cellular component: membrane; mitochondrion.